AUGCAGCGCACUCCACCGCCCCAAGUUCCCUGGGUAUCCACCACAACAUUCCAUAGUCUUCCAACACCAGCGCCCUCACCACAACUCUUUCCACAAUUACCAGAAGCAACAGCGGAAAGCACAUGCACCUCGACGACAACCACAAUCUUAUCGACCCAAGCUGAAGAUUUCAGCCGCACAGUUCGAAUGGGCUUUCAAAACAUGGAUAAUUUACAACGACAACGACUUCUCGCCGAACUAUUAAACACAUGUAAUACCGAGCAACUAGUAUUUGUCUCGAACUAUAUCUCACCACGUUUGAAACGCGAUUUCUUAAAAGACCUCCCGAUAGAAAUCAGUUUGCACAUUCUUUCAUUUAUCGAUGACCCAAGGACUCUUUCGAGAGCUUCGAUCGUCUCAAAAUGUAAUAGCAAUAUUAAUAGCAGUAGUAGCCUAUUACUAGAAUCUUCAAGUUCAAAUUCUCGAUGCAUGAGAUUUUCUUACAAAGAUCAUUUUCGACGACGGUAUGUUGUGGAAUCGAAUUGGAAAAAUGGAGGAAGGACACUAAAAACACAUAUAAGUCCUGAUUCGGGCGUUGUUACUUCUUUGCAGAUGUGUGAAAAUUUCAUUGUUGUUGGCAUGGAUAACAAAAAGAUUCAUAUAUUUGGUGCAUCGAAUGGAAGAUACGUGAAAACCUUGACUGGUCAUGAAGGUGGAGUCUGGGCAUUACAAUAUUAUGAUGAAGUCUUGGUGUCAGGAGGAUGUGAUAGAGAUGUCCGAGUAUGGAAUCUCAUCACUGGGCAAUGUAAACAUGUUCUUCAUGGCCACACUUCUACUGUUCGUUCAUUAAAGAUGAAGAAUAGUAAAAUAGCUGUUAGCGGAUCUCGAGACACAACUCUCCGUAUUUGGGAUAUUGAAGAAGGUCGGAUGCUUCACUUGCUUGCCGGGCAUCAAGCGAGCGUACGAUGUAUAGAAAUAUACGAGAAUUUGAUUGUGUCUGGAAGUUAUGAUUGCACCGCUCGUGUUUGGGAUAUGUCGACAGGACAGUGUCUACAUGUUCUUCAAGGACAUUUUUCACAAAUAUAUUCGAUUGCAUUUGAUGGACAAAAAAUAGUGACUGGAUCUCUCGACGCAACUGCUCGUGUAUGGUCAGCACAAACCGGUCGAUGUUUAGGCGUACUACAAGGUCACACAUCUCUCGUAGGUCAAAUGCAGCUCCACGAAUCCACGCUAGUAACAGGCGGAAGUGACGGCGCAAUUCGCAUCUGGGACCUCGAAACCAAUCAAUGUGUUCAUCGGAUCGCCGCGCACGACAACUCUGUCACCUGCCUACAAUUCGACGAAAAACGUAUUGUAUCCGGUGGGAAUGACGGACACGUCAAAUUAUGGGAUGUACAAACCGGCAGCUUUAUCCGCGAGUUAACGACUCAGGGAAAUGCUGUGUGGCGAUUGGCUUUCAACGAUACGAAGGCGGUGAUUCUGCUACAACGUGAAUCGAAGACCGUGAUGGAGGUUCUUGACUUUGAUGAAUGUGAUCAUCUUAGUGGCGAAUGUGAUGAUACAUGGAACUGUUGA
This is a messenger RNA of Ambispora gerdemannii, 1554 nucleotides long. Lineage: Eukaryota; Fungi; Glomeromycota; Glomeromycetes; Archaeosporales; Ambisporaceae. The record is from the annotation of a GenBank genome assembly.